Messenger RNA from Acanthosepion pharaonis, 900 nucleotides. The record is from the annotation of a GenBank genome assembly. Lineage: Eukaryota; Metazoa; Mollusca; Cephalopoda; Sepiida; Sepiidae.
AUGAUCAUAAGUAAAAUUCUAUCGUCUGGCAAUAAUAAAUUAGGCCUAAUCUAUCUAUCUAUCUAUCUAUCUAUCUAUCUAUCUAUCUAUCUAUCUAUCUAUCUAUCUAUGUUUUAUUUAUCUCUAUUCCUAUUCUCUCUCUCUCUAUAUAGUCAUUAUCUAUCUAUAUAUAUAUAUAUAUCUAUCUAUCUAUCUAUCUAUCUAUCUAUCUUGUUCAUCUAUCUAUCUAUCUAUCUAUCUAUCUAUCUAUAUAUCUAUCUAGCUUGUUCACAUCUAUCUAUCAUCUAUCUAUCUAUCUAUCUAUCUAUCUAUCUAUCUAUCUAUCUAUCUAUCUAUCUCAGCUUCUUCGCAUCUAUCUAUCUAUCUAUCUAUCUAUCUAUCUACCUCAGCUUCUUUAUCUAUCUAUCUAUCUAUCUAUCUAUCAAUCUAUCUACCUCAGCUUGUUCACAUCUAUCUAUCUAUCUAUCUAUCUAUCUAUCUAUCUAUCUAUCUAUCUAUCUAUUGUUUUCUUUCUCUCUUUCUAUUCUUGCAUCUAUCUAUCUAUCUAUCUAUCUCAGCCUUACAUUUAUCUAUCUAUCUGUAUCUGUUUGUAUUUACGUAGAGGUACUGAAAAGGUAUUUCUUUGUGGAAAUGCCGAUGUUCGAAAUGUAUUGGUCCGAAUACUUUUCACCAAAUACCCACAAUAUCUAUCUAUCUAUCUAUCUAUCUAUCUAUCUAUUUCAAAAUCAUAGGGAAAAUUUGAUCUAUCUAUUCGUUCGUUCUUUCUUUCUUUCUUUCUUUUCGCAGCCUGUUCAUGCUUGGUCAGCUUAUUUGCAUCUAUCUAUCUAUCUAUCUAUCUAUCUAUCUAUCUAUCUAUCUAUCUACCUAUCUAUCUAUCUAUUUCAGGCCGUUCAUAUCUAA